AUGUACGCAAUUCACCCUCGUCGAGAAGUGUUUCUCAACGGAAAAAAUAACACCUACGCUUCCUUCAUGGUCUGCCAGCGACUUACACCACACCAGCACCAAACAAUCGCACCUUCUCCGGCCGCCAUAUUGCAUCGCCUGGAGCGACACCUGGUCUUCGCAACCCUCAUCGCCGAGGGGAAGUGGUGGAGGAUGCUGUCGAAGGCGCACAGUCUUAGGCUUACCUCGUCGCCGGAGACUCGUAUCGCGGGGUGCGCCGAGUUUGGCUUGAAUCCGCGCAAAGCCCGUCUCUGCCCAGAUGAGCCGGAGGAGGUGGAGGGGGUGCGUAGGAGCAAGGAGCUGGAGGUGGAGGGGGUGCGCCUAGCGGAGGCGGGACUGCUCAACCUGGCGGCGACCAAGUUCACCCUGGCCAUCGAGUCGGCGCCGAGCCGGCCGCAGCCGUAUAACAACAGGGCGCAGGUGCUCAGGCUCCUGGGGGAUGUCGAGGGAGCCCUUGAAGACGUGAACAAUGCCUUGAACUUGGCCAAGGAGGGGGUGCACGACUUCACAGCCAGCCAGGCCCUGUGUCAAAGGGCUUGCAUCCUCCGCCUCCAGGGCCAAGAAGAUCAGGCCGUCCAAGACUUUGAACGAGCUGCGAGGCAUGGCAAUUCCUUUGCCAAGGGACAGUUGGUCCAGCUGAAUCCAUAUGCAGCGAUGUGCAAUAAAAUGCUUCAUGAAGUGAUGGAGAAGCUGCAGAGAUCAGCACUAGUAUGUCCAGAAGGAGAGGUAGAGAGAGACAAUCACCUUGUAGAGAGGCCAGAAAGAGGCAAAGAAGCCAACAUCCUCUGUGAGGUUGGGCAGGAUCCACAGAUGAUGUCGACCAAACGUCAAGGCCCAGACGAUGCAGAAAAUGACGAGCCGAAGGACAGUGAGCCCCAGGAUGACCACCAAGAACCCGACAGCUGCCAAGCUCAACCAUUGUAUCCUAGCGUCAGUCUGACUGCAUUGGCCCGAUGGAGGGCUGCCCAAAUGGCUGAGCAAGGCAAAGGGAAGGAGAGGAGACCCUAUCUUGCAUCAGAGUGUGAUGACCUGAAGGAUGCUGAGAAAUGGAGAUCACAGAUUAUCAGGGAAAUUUCCAAAAAAGUCUCUCAGAUACAAAAUGCUGGUCUUGGGGAAUUCAAACUGCGUGACCUGAACGAUGAGAUCAACAAGCUUCUAAGGGAGAAGGGACACUGGGAAGUUCGAAUACGGGAACUGGGUGGCCCUGAUUACCACAGGGUGGGUCCUCGUAUCUUUGACAAAGAAGGAAAGGAAGUCCCUGGAAACAGGGGAUACAAGUAUUUUGGAGCUGCAAAAGAUCUACCUGGAGUGAGGGACCUAUUUGAGCAACCCCCUGCCGAGGCGCCUAGGAAAACAAGAGCUGAACUCGUGAAGGACGUUGAUGCCGAUUACUAUGGAUAUCGGGACGAGGAUGAUGGCGUCCUUGUACCAUUGGAGAAGGCUGCAGAGAAGGAUGCUGUGAGGCGGUUGGUGGCUGAGUGGAAGGGCAAGAAGGAAGCAGGUAUGCGUGAUUCUGAAAACCAAGGUGACGAUAUUCAGGCACCUGUGGCAUCACAAGAACAAGCAAUGGAAUGUGAUGAGGUGGAAGAACCAGAAGUGAACACCAAGGAAGAUGACACUAAAUUCUUUGCUCAUGUUCCUGUUCCCUCACAAGAGGAUAUCGAAAAGGCCUUGGUUGAAAGGCGCAAGCGUGAACUCCUCCUUCGAUAUGCUGGGGAGAGUGGCGCCAAGGCCAAUCGCAUGGAGGCAGCCAUGUUGAGCAGCAAUGCCAUUUCAGCAGCUGCGCCUCCCCCCUCCGGCCUCCCGAACAUUCAACAUGGCGUCUACCUGAUGCUAGUGUUAAGAAAUGAAGGGAGUGAAAUGAGGGCAGAUUCUGUGAGCAUCCACUCAGCUCAGGAAGAAGAUUCAUCCCCAAUGAUUGGGGGUUGCUGUGUCUGCUCCGAGGAGAACGGAUCCCCGGAGAAUCCCCUCGUCUACUGUGAUGGCAAAGGAUGUAGUGUUGCUGUGCAUAAAGCUUGCUAUGGUAUAGUGGAAGUUCCGCCUGGAGAGGAUCCUUGGUAUUGUCGAAAGUGUGAAGAAGGAGUUUGCAAAGCAAAAUGUGAGUUAUGUCCUAGCAAGGAUGGAGCAAUGAAGAGAACAGACACGGGUGGCUGGGCUCAUGUCCUUUGUGGUCUGUACAUCCCUGAGGUCCAAUUUGGGAACUUGACCACAAUGGAACCUCUGCAGAUAGGUUCAAUCCCAACAGAGAAAUUUGAAAAGGUCUGCAGUCUGUGCAAGGAGAGAGGGAAGGAAAAGAAGGCAACUGUUGGGGCCUGCAUGCAGUGUGCCAAACCAGGCUGCAAAGUGUCAUUCCAUGUCACCUGUGCACAGGUGGCUGGCCUUCUGUGCGAGCAAGCGGCCGGCAACUCCUCCGACCACGUCCAGUACUGUGGAUAUUGUGCAGUGCACCUGUCGAAACUGAGACGUGGCUCCAAGACCAUCAAAGCGUUCAAGCCCCUGGCCAGCUUACACAGCCCAGAGUCCUCUCCGGACAAGAUCUCUGACCCGAGUACAAGUUCUGGCUUUGGAAAGACGAAAAGGAGGAAAGCGAGCACAAGUGGGACUCCACGGGGACCUAGCCCGAGUGGAGUGGGCUCGCCCACUCCUCCGCCUGACCUCAUUGAGCCAAAAGAGGAAAGUGGUGAUGGUUCAUCAAAAUUCACCACUGCCAACUUUACUGAGAUGUCAGUGGUAGCUGGUGACAGCAUCUUUGGAGGUGGAGGACGGAGCAGUGGGUCUGAAAUGGAACCGACGUCCAGUGAUGUUCCAUCUUUUAGCACUGCUCCUCCAGCUGAAAGAGAUGGAUCAGGGGAGACUAUGGAAGUUGUGAAGGCAGAAGAACCCUCAGCCAACCUCCCCUUGUCUUCAUCAGCCCCAGCCGCACCUCCUCUUCCUUCUACGUCGUCUUCUGCUGCUCAAUACACUGACUUCUUUGGAGCCAGUGUGAUGGAAGCAGCUGCCAGUACAAAUUCACGCAAGAAGUCUGGGAAGGAGAGGGCAAGGGGGCGGAAGGCACAUAGACAAGGUCGAAAACCCAAGACUGGAUAUGGGAGACAUACAGGGGAAAACACGUCAGUAAGAUCAGAGGAGCACUCCCAGGUUCUCGAUGAAGGAUACAAACCAUUCAGCUUGCUGGGUAAUGAGCUGAACCCGUCUUCUACCGUGGCCAAGCAGAUGUUUGAUACUUUUUACCCCAACGUGGAUGCGACGGGGACACCGGCUCUAUCCGAGGAACGGACCCCGGAUCCAGUCGACGUGAAGCGUCUCCGGAAUCUCUUUGCUCCCUCGCCGCUUCCAGUUCGCCAUGAAAAUGAUGGAGAGAGGAAGCCGCCAGUGACGCUGGAGGACUUGGUGGAUUGCCCUCUGGAUGACUCUCUCAGCUUCCUCAUUGGGCACAACCAAUCCCUCAAUUUGCCCCGACUCCUGAACGAGGUGUGUGAGCUGAGGGAAGACAACCAACGAAGGAGACAUCGGAUUGAAGAUAUGCAGAAGAAGCUCCACCAGCUGAGGAGUCUCAAGCAGGAGCUCAUGCUCACCACCACGCGAUCCAUAGCCCAUCAUCACCAUAUGAAUCCUCAUCAUCAGCCAACGGAUGGAUCCCCAUCAAACAUGCAUCGAAUGCCUGCAGCAGGGACACCCACUUCCCAUCAUAAGACUCAAUCUCCUGUGGCUCCUGCUUCACAUCAUCCCAACCCCAUUCAUCCGGUCUCACAUCCGCAUCCGAGUCCAUCUUAUCACGUGCGCACCCAUCCCGUGUAUCCUCCAUCGGGGCCAGCUCCUCAAGGCCACCUGUCUGCAGCUGCACCGCCGCAGGGGCCUGCCCCGCCACAGCAGCUACCCCCGGGGCAUCAUCCCCCGGCCGACUUGAGCCGCAAGGGUCUCCCCCCGACACCCCAUCCUCAUGCCUACCGAGCCCAUCUCCCUACCUCUCAGCCCCAGCACUGGCCAACAUCCGAAGGUACAAAGAUGAACAAGACGCACUGAGGUGGACCUUCCGAGAUCCGUGCGUUCCGAGUAUGUACCUGUGAUUUCAUGAUGAUGCCUGAUUUUGUUACAAUAUUCAGUAAUAAAUUCUCAUCGACUUUGACCGAUCA
Darwinula stevensoni is the source of this 4172-nucleotide messenger RNA. The record is from the annotation of a GenBank genome assembly. Lineage: Eukaryota; Metazoa; Arthropoda; Ostracoda; Podocopida; Darwinulidae.